This is a messenger RNA of Heteronotia binoei (common prickly gecko), 749 nucleotides long. RefSeq names its product histone H1-like. Gene Ontology annotation, molecular function: structural constituent of chromatin; DNA binding. NCBI's taxonomy places the organism in Eukaryota, Metazoa, Chordata, Lepidosauria, Squamata, Gekkonidae. Gene Ontology annotation, biological process: nucleosome assembly. Gene Ontology annotation, cellular component: nucleosome. The coding region runs from base 47 to 697 and encodes 216 amino acids. The record is from RefSeq and is a predicted model, not a curated record. The transcript has a single exon.
UCACUUUUUUCUUCAUUGGUGAUUUUAUUGCGAGAUCUCUGCAGUCAUGUCUGAAACGGCGCCUGCUGUGGCAGUUGCUGCUGCUGCCCCAGCUCCAGCCUCAAAGGCUCCGGCCAAGAAGGCGAAGAAGACUGGGGCAGCCAAAGCGCGCAAGGCUUCGGGUCCCAGCGUCACUGAGCUGAUCACCAAGGCGGUGGCUGCCUCCAAGGAGCGCAAAGGCGUCUCUCUGGCAGCUCUCAAGAAAGCUCUGGCGGCCGGAGGCUACGAUGUGGAGAAGAACAACAGCCGCAUCAAACUGGGGCUCAAAAGCCUGGUGAGCAAAGGGACUCUAGUGCACACGAAGGGCAUUGGCGCGUCUGGCUCCUUCAAACUGGGCAAGAAAUCUAGCGAGGGGAAGGAGAAGGCCCCCAAGAAGAAGCCCGCCAAAGCCAAGAAGCCCGUGGCUAAGAAGGCCGCCGGGACAGUGAAGAAGCCCAAGAAGCCUGCGGCAGCUGCCAAGAAGAGCCCCAAGAAGCCCAAAAAGCCCGCAGCUGCCAAGAAGGCGGCCAAGAGCCCCAAGAAGGCAAAGCCUGUCAAGCCCAAGAAAGUGGCGAAAAGCCCUGCCAAAGCGAAGGCGGUGAAGCCCAAGACGGCGAAAGCCAAGACUGCCAAACCCAAGGCGGCAAAGGCGAGGAAGGCGGCGCCCAAGAAGAAGUAAACCUCUGGACAGUGUGUUUUGCAAAAACCCCAAAGGCUCUUUUAAGAGCCAC